Messenger RNA from Ochotona princeps (American pika), 8256 nucleotides. RefSeq names its product inositol 1,4,5-trisphosphate receptor type 1 (gene ITPR1). Gene Ontology annotation, biological process: calcium ion transmembrane transport. The coding region runs from base 72 to 8201 and encodes 2709 amino acids. The record is from RefSeq and is a predicted model, not a curated record. NCBI's taxonomy places the organism in Eukaryota, Metazoa, Chordata, Mammalia, Lagomorpha, Ochotonidae. Gene Ontology annotation, cellular component: membrane; endoplasmic reticulum. The transcript has 58 exons. Gene Ontology annotation, molecular function: inositol 1,4,5-trisphosphate-gated calcium channel activity; inositol 1,4,5 trisphosphate binding.
GAUCCGCACCCCUGGCUGGGCGUGUUGUGGCCGAGCGGUGCCUGACCUGGGUCAGGGUUUUCAGCAGAAACAUGUCUGACAAAAUGUCUAGUUUCCUGCACAUUGGAGACAUUUGCUCCCUGUACGCCGAGGGCUCCACAAAUGGGUUCAUUAGCACCUUGGGCCUGGUGGACGACCGCUGUGUUGUGCAGCCGGAAACCGGGGACCUUAACAACCCACCCAAGAAGUUCAGAGACUGCCUCUUCAAGCUGUGCCCUAUGAACCGCUACUCGGCCCAGAAGCAGUUCUGGAAAGCAGCGAAGCCCGGAGCCAACAGCACCACGGACGCAGUGCUGCUUAACAAGCUGCACCACGCCGCAGACUUGGAAAAGAAGCAGAAUGAGACGGAAAACAGGAAGCUGCUGGGCACGGUGAUCCAGUAUGGCAACGUCAUCCAGCUCCUGCAUCUCAAGAGCAACAAAUACCUGACUGUGAACAAGAGGCUCCCGGCGCUGCUGGAGAAGAAUGCCAUGCGAGUGACGCUGGACGAGGCGGGGAACGAGGGCUCCUGGUUCUACAUCCAGCCCUUCUACAAGCUGCGCUCCAUCGGAGACAGCGUGGUCAUAGGGGACAAGGUGGUGUUGAACCCUGUCAAUGCUGGCCAGCCCCUGCAUGCCAGCAGCCACCAACUGGUGGACAACCCAGGUUGCAAUGAGGUGAACUCUGUCAACUGUAACACGAGCUGGAAGAUCGUGCUGUUCAUGAAGUGGAGUGACAACAAGGAUGACAUCCUUAAAGGGGGCGAUGUGGUGCGGCUGUUCCAUGCCGAGCAGGAGAAGUUUCUCACCUGCGACGAGCAUCGUAAGAAGCAGCACGUGUUCCUGAGGACCACCGGGCGCCAGUCGGCCACCUCGGCCACCAGCUCCAAGGCCCUGUGGGAGGUGGAGGUCGUCCAGCAUGACCCGUGCCGGGGUGGAGCUGGCUACUGGAACAGCCUCUUCCGCUUCAAGCAUCUGGCCACGGGGCACUACCUGGCGGCGGAGGUAGACCCUGACUUUGAGGAAGAAUGCCUGGAGUUUCCGCCCCCAGUGGACCCUGACCAGGACACCUCUCGAAGCAGGCUGCGUAACACCCCUGAGAAGAUGGUCUACUCGCUGGUCUCCGUGCCUGAGGGCAGCGACAUCUCCUCCAUCUUUGAGCUGGACCCCACCACGCUGCGGGGAGGUGACAGCCUGGUUCCAAGGAACUCCUACGUCCGACUCAGGCACCUGUGCACCAACACCUGGGUGCACAGCACCAACAUCCCCAUCGACAAGGAGGAGGAGAAGCCAGUGAUGCUCAAAAUCGGCACCUCUCCCGUGAAGGAAGACAAGGAGGCCUUUGCCAUCGUCCCUGUCUCUCCCGCGGAAGUGCGGGACCUUGACUUUGCCAACGAUGCCAGCAAGGUGCUGGGCUCCAUCGCUGGGAAGCUAGAAAAGGGCACCAUCACCCAAAAUGAGCGCCGCUCUGUCACCAAGCUGUUAGAAGACCUGGUUUACUUUGUCACUGGAGGGACAAACUCUGGCCAGGACGUGCUCGAAGUGGUCUUCUCCAAGCCCAACCGGGAGCGGCAGAAGCUGAUGCGAGAACAGAACAUCCUGAAGCAGAUCUUCAAGCUGCUGCAGGCGCCCUUCACCGACUGUGGCGAUGGCCCCAUGCUGCGGCUAGAGGAGCUGGGUGACCAGCGGCACGCGCCUUUCCGGCACAUUUGCCGGCUGUGCUACCGGGUGCUGCGGCACUCACAGCAGGACUACAGGAAGAACCAGGAGUACAUCGCCAAGCAGUUCGGCUUCAUGCAGAAGCAGAUCGGCUACGAUGUGCUGGCCGAGGACACCAUCACGGCCCUGCUGCACAACAACCGCAAGCUCUUGGAGAAGCACAUCACGGCGGCCGAGAUCGACACCUUCGUCAGCCUGGUGCGCAAGAACCGGGAGCCCCGGUUCCUGGAUUAUCUCUCUGACCUCUGUGUGUCCAUGAACAAGUCCAUCCCGGUGACACAGGAGCUGAUCUGCAAGGCUGUGCUGAACCCCACCAAUGCAGACAUCCUCAUCGAGACCAAGCUAGUUCUUUCUCGGUUUGAGUUCGAAGGGGUUUCCAGCGGGGAGAACGCCCUGGAGACCGGCGAGGAUGAAGAGGAAGUGUGGCUGUUCUGGAGGGAUGGUAACAAAGAAGUCCGCAGUAAGAGCGUGCGUGAGCUGGCACAGGAUGCCAAGGAGGGCCAGAGGGAGGACCGGGACGUGCUGAGCUACUACCGGUACCAGCUGAACCUCUUUGCUCGCAUGUGUCUGGACCGCCAGUACUUAGCCAUCAAUGACAUCUCGGGCCAGCUGGACGUGGACCUGAUCCUGCGCUGCAUGUCCGACGAAAACCUGCCCUACGAGCUGCGGGCGUCCUUCUGCCGCCUCAUGUUGCACAUGCAUGUGGAUCGGGACCCGCAGGAGCAGGUCACGCCUGUGAAAUACGCCCGCCUCUGGUCGGAGAUCCCCUCUGAGAUCGCCAUUGAUGACUACGAUAGCAGCGGGGCGUCCAAGGACGACACCAAGGAGCGUUUCUCCCAGACCAUGGAGUUCGUGGAGGAGUACCUGCGUGACGUGGUCUGCCAGCGGUUCCCGUUCUCCGAUAAGGAGAAGAACAAGCUCACCUUUGAGGUUGUGAAUUUAGCCAGGAAUCUCAUCUACUUCGGCUUCUACAACUUCUCCGACCUCCUGCGGCUGACCAAGAUCCUCCUGGCCAUCUUGGACUGCGUGCACGUGACGACCAUCUUCCCCGUCAGCAAGAUGGCCAAGGGGGAGGAGAGCAAAGGCAGCAACGUGAUGAGGUCCAUCCACGGGGUCGGGGAGCUCAUGACCCAGGUGGUGCUGCGUGGCGGUGGCUUUCUGCCUGUGACCCCCAUGGCCGCUGCACCCGAGGGCAACGUGAAGCAGGCGGAGCCCGAGAAGGAGGACAUAAUGGUCAUGGACACGAAGCUCAAGAUCAUCGAGAUCCUGCAGUUCAUUCUGAAUGUGCGCUUGGAUUACCGCAUCUCCUGCCUCCUGUGCAUAUUCAAGCGGGAGUUUGACGAAAGCAACUCGCAGACGUCAGAAGCAUCGUCUGGGAACAGCAGCCAAGAAGGGCCCAGCAACGUGCCAGGUGCUCUCGACUUUGAACACAUUGAGGAGCAAGCGGAAGGCAUUUUUGGAGGAAGGCAAGAGAACACGCCACUGGACCUGGACGACCAUGGUGGCCGGACCUUCCUGCGCGUGCUGCUGCACCUGACCAUGCACGACUACCCGCCCCUGGUGUCGGGGGCUCUGCAGCUGCUCUUCCGGCACUUCAGUCAGAGGCAGGAAGUCCUGCAGGCCUUCAAGCAGGUUCAGCUGCUGGUGACCAGCCAGGAUGUGGACAACUACAAGCAGAUCAAACAGGACCUGGACCAGCUGCGGUCCAUCGUGGAGAAGUCUGAGCUCUGGGUAUACAAAGGACAGGGGCCCGACGAGACGAUGGACGGCGCCUCUGGAGAAAAUGAGCACAAGAAGGCGGAGGAGGGGAACAACAAAUCACAGAAGCAUGAGAGCGCCAGCAGCUACAACUACAGGGUGGUGAAGGAGAUUUUGAUUCGACUCAGCAAACUGUGCGUGCAGGAGAGUGCCUCCGUGCGGAAGAGCAGGAAGCAGCAGCAGCGCCUUCUGCGGAACAUGGGCGCGCAUGCCGUGGUGCUGGAGCUGCUGCAGAUCCCCUACGAGAAGGCUGAGGACACCAAGAUGCAGGAGAUCAUGCGGCUGGCUCACGAGUUUUUGCAGAAUUUCUGUGCAGGCAACCAGCAGAAUCAAGCCUUGCUGCAUAAGCACAUCAACCUGUUUCUCAACCCCGGGAUCCUCGAGGCUGUCACGAUGCAGCACAUCUUCAUGAACAACUUCCAGCUGUGCAGCGAGAUCAACGAGAGGGUCGUGCAGCACUUCGUCCACUGCAUCGAGACGCACGGCCGCAACGUCCAGUACAUCAAGUUCCUGCAGACCAUCGUCAAGGCAGAGGGCAAAUUCAUCAAAAAGUGCCAGGACAUGGUCAUGGCUGAGCUGGUCAACUCUGGAGAAGACGUCCUGGUGUUCUACAACGACCGAGCCUCUUUCCAGACACUGAUCCAGAUGAUGCGGUCGGAGCGGGACCGUAUGGAUGAGAACAGCCCGCUCAUGUACCACAUCCACCUGGUGGAGCUCCUGGCCGUGUGCACCGAGGGCAAGAACGUCUACACGGAGAUCAAGUGCAACUCCCUGCUGCCGCUGGACGACAUCGUGCGUGUGGUCACCCAUGAGGACUGCAUCCCCGAGGUGAAAAUUGCGUACAUCAACUUCCUGAACCACUGCUACGUGGACACCGAGGUCGAGAUGAAGGAGAUCUACACGAGCAACCACAUGUGGAAGCUCUUUGAGAACUUCCUGGUGGACAUCUGCAGGGCCUGUAACAACACGAGUGACAGGAAGCACGCAGACUCCAUCCUGGAGAAGUACGUCACUGAGAUCGUCAUGAGUAUUGUCACAACCUUCUUCAGCUCCCCCUUCUCCGACCAGAGCACCACCCUGCAGACCCGUCAGCCCGUCUUUGUGCAGCUGCUGCAGGGCGUGUUCAGGGUUUACCACUGCAACUGGCUGAUGCCAAGCCAGAAGGCGUCUGUGGAGAGCUGUAUCCGAGUGCUGUCUGACGUGGCCAAGAGCCGGGCCAUCGCCAUUCCCGUGGACCUGGACAGCCAGGUCAACAACCUCUUCCUGAAGUCACACAACAUCGUGCAGAAAACAGCCAUGAACUGGCGUCUGUCGGCCCGCAACGCUGCACGCAGGGACUCGGUGCUGGCGGCAUCCAGGGAUUACCGGAAUAUCAUUGAGAGGUUGCAGGACAUUGUCUCGGCACUGGAAGACCGGCUGCGGCCCCUGGUGCAGGCUGAGCUGUCUGUGCUUGUGGAUGUCCUGCACAGACCCGAGCUGCUCUUCCCAGAGAACACCGAUGCCAGGAGGAAGUGUGAGAGCGGCGGCUUCAUUUGCAAGUUGAUCAAGCACACGAAGCAGCUGCUGGAGGAGAACGAGGAGAAGCUGUGUAUCAAGGUCCUGCAGACCCUCCGGGAGAUGAUGACCAAGGACCGAGGCUACGGGGACAAGGGUGAGGCGCUCAGGCAAAUUUUGGUCAACCGUUACUAUGGAAAUGUCAGAGCUUCGGGAAGAAGAGAGAGCCUGACCAGCUUUGGCAACGGCCCACUGUCACCAGGAACCCCCAGCAAGCCUGGGGGAGGAGGAGGAGGCUCUGGAUCCAGCUCCAUGAGCAGGGGCGACAUGAGCCUGGCCGAGGUCCAGUGUCACCUCGACAAGGAGGGGGCCUCCAAUCUGGUGAUCGACCUCAUCAUGAAUGCAUCCAGCGACCGGGUCUUCCAUGAGAGUAUUCUCCUGGCCAUCGCCCUCCUGGAAGGCGGCAAUACCACCAUUCAGCAUUCCUUCUUCUGCCGGCUGACGGAAGACAAGAAGUCAGAGAGGUUCUUCAAGGUCUUCUAUGACCGGAUGAAAGUGGCCCAGCAGGAGAUCAAGGCGACCGUGACGGUGAACACCAGUGACCUGGGGAACAAGAAGAAGGAUGACGAGGUGGACAGGGAUGCCCCGGCUCGCAAGAAAGCCAAAGAGCCCUCCACGCAGAUCACGGAGGAGGUGCGGGACCAGCUCCUGGAGGCGUCGGCUGCCACCAGGAAGGCCUUCUCCACGUUCAGGAGGGAGGCCGACCCUGACGACCACUACCAGCCUGGUGAGGGCGCCCAGGCCACGGCCGACAAGAGCAAGGACGAGCUGGAGAUGAGCGCGGUCAUCUCCAUCAUGCAGCCCAUCCUCCGCUUCCUGCAGCUGCUGUGUGAAAACCACAACCGGGACCUGCAGAACUUCCUCCGUUGCCAGAGCAACAAGACCAACUACAACCUGGUAUGUGAGACACUGCAGUUCCUGGAUUGCAUCUGCGGCAGCACGACGGGCGGCCUUGGGCUCCUCGGCCUCUACAUCAACGAGAAGAACGUGGCACUCAUCAACCAGACCCUGGAAAGCUUGACCGAGUACUGCCAGGGCCCAUGCCACGAGAACCAGAACUGCAUCGCCACCCACGAGUCCAAUGGCAUUGACAUCAUCACUGCCCUGAUCCUCAAUGACAUCAACCCGCUGGGGAAGAAGAGGAUGGACCUGGUGCUGGAGCUGAAGAACAAUGCGUCCAAGCUGCUCCUGGCCAUCAUGGAGAGCAGGCAUGACAGCGAGAACGCCGAGCGGAUCCUCUACAACAUGCGGCCCAAGGAGCUGGUGGAGGUCAUCAAGAAGGCCUACAUGCAGGGCGAAGUGGAGUUUGAGGAUGGAGAGAACGGCGAGGACGGGGCCGCCUCCCCGAGGAACGUGGGCCACAACAUCUACAUCCUGGCUCAUCAGCUGGCUCGACACAACAAGGAGCUGCAGAGCAUGCUGAAGCCUGGAGGCCAGGUGGACGGGGAUGAGGCGCUGGAGUUUUACGCCAAGCACACGGCCCAGAUAGAGAUCGUGCGACUGGACCGGACCAUGGAGCAGAUCGUGUUCCCCGUGCCCAGCAUCUGUGAGUUCUUGACCAAGGAGUCCAAGCUGCGCGUCUACUACACCACCGAGAGGGACGAGCAGGGCAGCAAGAUCAAUGACUUCUUCCUGCGCUCCGAGGACCUCUUCAACGAGAUGAACUGGCAGAAGAAGCUGCGAGCCCAGCCCGUCCUGUACUGGUGUGCACGCAACAUGUCCUUCUGGAGCAGCAUCUCCUUCAACCUGGCCGUGCUCAUGAACCUGCUGGUGGCGUUUUUCUACCCAUUCAGAGGAGUGCGAGGAGGAACGCUGGAGCCCCACUGGUCAGGCCUCCUGUGGACGGCCAUGCUCCUGUCCCUGGCCAUCGUCAUCGCCCUCCCCAAGCCCCACGGCAUCCGCGCCUUAAUCGCCUCCACGAUCCUCCGGCUGAUCUUCUCAGUGGGGUUGCAGCCCACGCUGUUCCUGCUGGGAGCCUUCAAUGUCUGCAAUAAAAUCAUCUUUCUCAUGAGCUUUGUGGGCAACUGCGGAACGUUCACGAGAGGCUACCGUGCCAUGGUCCUGGACGUGGAGUUCCUCUAUCACCUCUUGUACCUGCUCAUCUGCGCCAUGGGCCUCUUCGUGCAUGAGUUCUUCUACAGCCUGCUGCUCUUCGACUUGGUGUACCGAGAGGAGACGCUGCUCAAUGUCAUCAAGAGUGUAACCCGCAACGGACGCUCCAUCAUCCUCACGGCCGUGCUGGCCCUGAUCCUGGUCUACCUCUUCUCCAUCGUGGGCUACCUUUUCUUCAAGGACGACUUCAUUCUGGAGGUGGACAGGCUGCCCAACGAGACCGCGCUCCCAGAGUCCGGCGAGAGUCUAGCCAGCGACUUCCUGUACACGGAUGUGUGUCGGAUGGAGACCGGGGAGAACUGCUCUUCCCCCGAGCCCAGGGAAGAGCUGGUCCCCGUGGGGGAGACGGAGCAGGACGAGGAACACACGUGCGAGACGCUGCUGAUGUGCAUCGUGACCGUGCUCAGCCACGGGCUGCGGAGCGGGGGCGGCGUGGGCGACGUGCUCAGGAAGCCGUCCAAGGAGGAGCCCCUCUUCGCCGCGAGGGUGAUCUACGACCUGCUCUUCUUCUUCAUGGUCAUCAUCAUUGUCCUCAACCUGAUUUUCGGGGUCAUCAUCGACACCUUUGCUGACCUGAGGAGCGAGAAGCAGAAGAAGGAGGAGAUCUUAAAGACCACCUGCUUUAUCUGCGGCCUGGAAAGGGACAAGUUUGACAACAAGACAGUCACGUUUGAGGAACACAUCAAGGAGGAGCACAACAUGUGGCAUUACCUGUGCUUCAUCGUCCUGGUGAAGGUCAAGGACUCCACGGAGUACACGGGGCCCGAGAGCUAUGUGGCAGAAAUGAUCAAGGAACGCAACCUCGACUGGUUCCCGCGGAUGCGAGCCAUGUCCCUGGUCAGCAGUGACUCAGAGGGUGAGCAGAACGAACUGCGCAGCCUGCAGGAGAAGCUUGAGUCCACCAUGAGGCUGGUCACAAACCUCUCGGGGCAGCUGUCGGAGCUCAAGGACCAGAUGACGGAGCAGAGGAAACAGAAGCAGAGAAUCGGGCUUCUAGGACAUCCUCCUCACAUGAACAUCAACCCCCAGCAGCCGGCCUGAGCGGGCCGUCAGGGAGCGCCUGCCUUCCUGCUGGCCCGGCGCAGCUCCCACUGUG